AUGGACGAACCUUCUGGCUGCCCUCAAGCCUUUCCUUUAUUUCCCCGCCUCCCUCUAGAAUUACGUGAGCAGAUCUGGUCCGAGGCCUUGCCCAGCGCCGAUGAGCCAGCCCUUUACUUCUACAGGAAAUGGUGCUUAAGCCCUGGGCCAUUGAGCAAUGGUGCCGAGCCGGAAUCGGAACAAACCACCCUCCAUUCUCGCCAUGAGACUCCUAGAAAUAUCCCGCUGAACGCGCCCGCAUUGCCCUUCGUCAACCAUGAGGCCCGCGAGAUUGUUGCGCGCUGGAUGCGGGAUCAUCGAGCCAUCAAUCGGGGCUGUCGAGAUGGGCAAGAUCAAAUUUUCGUCCGAGACUUCGACCCCGCUCUCGAUAUCGUUUGCGUCGCGCCCAGCAAGUGGCUAGAAUUCCUCACUGAGCUCUACGAUCGGUCCUUUGCGCCCAAUCUCCUGGCCGGGCACCGUACCACGCACAGCAUGGAUAACAAGUAUUUUGCCCUUUGUCAUACAUUGCCGAGUCGCGACUUGUCUCCAAUUCCUGGAAUAUUUUACAUGCUGAAUCAGAUCGAGGUAUUGAUCAUUGUACUCAAUAUGCCUGUCUCCGCGGAGGGGGCUAAGACACAAACGAAUGAUUCAUACACGCCCAAGACCUUUCAAGAAUGGGGACUCCAUUGGAACCCUCAAACCCGUGACUUUGUCCCAGAGAGUCACCACAUUUUGGGCGAUCAGAAGCUUCGCGGGCUAUUCGAGAGGGCUGUCACAGGACUUCGGAACACAUUGAACAACAUCGACCAAAGCAUUAGGCAGCUUGAGAUUCGAGCUGCUUACAUCUCUUAG
Molecule: messenger RNA, 831 nt
Organism: Clonostachys rhizophaga
Lineage: Eukaryota; Fungi; Ascomycota; Sordariomycetes; Hypocreales; Bionectriaceae
Source: the annotation of a GenBank genome assembly